ACCCUCUCCAAUUUAUAAACAUCCUUCAUGAAUUGUGGGCACCAGAACUGGACACAGGAUUCCAGCAGUGGUUGCACCAGUGCCAAAUACAGAGGUAAAAUAACCUCUCUGCUCCUAUGUGAGAUUCCCUAGUUUAUGCAGCCCAGGAUCACAUUAGCUCUUUUGACCACAGUAUCACACUGGGAGUGCAUGUUCUGCUGAUUAUCCACCAUGACUCCCAAAUCUUUUUCAGAGUCACUGCUUCCCAGGAUAGAGGCCCCCAUCCUGUGCGUAUUACAAUCUUUGCUCCCAAAUGUCCACAUUUACACUUAGCUGUAUUAAAACACAUAUUGUUUGCUUGUGCCCAGUUUACCAAGCCAUCUGAAUCAGUGACCUUUUCAUUACUUAACCACUCCCCCAAAUUUGUGUCAUCUGUUGCCCUUCUCUGUACCUUUUCCAAUUCUAAUAUAUGUUUUUGAGAUGUGGUGACAGAACCUCAUGCAGUAUUCAAGGUGUGGGCAUGCCAUGGAUUUAUCCAAUGGCAUUAUGAUAUUUACUGUCUUAUUAUUUAUCUGUUUCCUAAUGGUUCCUAAUACUCUGUUCGCUUUUUUGACUGCUGCUGCACUUUGGGCAGAUGUUUUCAGAGGACUAUCCAUGAUGACUCCAAGAUUUCUUUCUUAAGUGGUAACAGCUAAUUUAUACACUGUCUCCUGCAGCAAUGCAUGGCCACAGCCCUAUUCCAUGGGUCAUGCCCUCUCUCAUACCACCCGUGCCAGCCUCAGCCCCUAUCCCACAGGCCACACCUCCUCCUCUACAGCCCAUAGCAGCCUCAGCCUGCAUGGCCACACUCCGGUCCCAUAGGCCAUGCCCCAUGCUUGUUCCCAUACAACCCACACCAGUCACAACAACACAUGGCCAUGUUCCCAUCCCACAUAACCCACACAAGCAUCAGCCUGUAUGGCCAUACCCCCGCACCAACCCAUACCAGCCUCAACCACGCUCCUAUCCCUUUUCCAUGAAACAAAAGUGUUGUUCUUUUUCUUCCUCAGUCAAGGGUGCCUGGGUAUCUUUGCCUCCAAAACAUAGUGGCUCAACCCUUUGAUGUCUACCUGCAGAUAAGGUCUCUCUCAUCCCCCAGCUGCUUUGUUCUUCCUAUUUAGUUUGUUUUGAAAUUCUUACAAUCCUUCAUUUGCAUUCAGUCCAGACUGGUGAUAAGGCACCCACUGUGAAACAUACAAUACUUAAUUUAUGUGGAAACUGCCCGAUAGAGAAACAUUUCUUGUUGGAGAGAAACCUGUUCUUCUCCUUUGCUGGUGCCAAGUCUCUAGACACAGUCUUGAGUAUAUUUUCAGUAUAUCUACAUAACUCUUUACAUAGUACCUGUAAGUACAUUUCACAAUGAUAGUAUUGACCAGUGUGACACCAGCUUUUAUUUGAGACCUCCCACAACAUUCUUUGGUGAACCAGAAUGUAUACGCCAGAAUCAGGAGAUUCCAGUGACCCCUCUGCACCCCCUUGUCAGUUGGCAUUAAGAGGUUUGUGGUGUGUCUGUACUGGGUGUGCACUAAGUGAGUGUUGGGCUGUGUGUGCUGGGAGAACACUUGGCAUGGUGGGUGGGUGUGUAACCACUGGGUGUGUGCUGGCUGUGGUGCGUGUUGGGUGCAUACUGACAGUGCACUGGGUAUGGUGUGUAUGUGUCUAUGCUGGGUGGGCACUUGGUGUACGCACUAGGUGUGCACUAGGUAUGGCAUGUGUGUGCGCUGGGCAUGUUCUGAUAUUAACCCUCAGCUCACAUUUCCUGUUCCCCACAGAGCUCCCCUCGAGGAUGCUGGACUCUCCCAUGGAGCUGGAGCCAGGCCCUGGGCCAGAGCCAGUGUCUCAUGACCCCGACGGGAGCUGUCGGAGAGGGGCAGCCAUCACUGUGUCCAGGAAGCAGAGCUGGGCCAGGUUCUCAUGUGGCAUCCGGGACGUGCCAUGUAGCUCUUACAGCAGGAAGGUGCCUGCCAGUCCCACGGCCUCCGCAGAGCUGCAGGAUGAGGGUGAAGGGGUAGGGCCAGGGCGAGAGACUGACGGGGACCCCCAGUGCCCUCUGCGGCCCCAGGAGCAGUUCUUCCCCACCCACACAGGGGGGCCAGCCCUUGAGGAUGAGGCAUGGCUUGUGGAGAGCCCCCCAGCCGCAGCACCCCCCACCCCUCAGCCCGGCUUGGCCCCUGGUGAUGAGGAGGCUGAGUCAAUGUGCAGGUAUGUGGAGCUUUGCGCCUCCGGCAGUGCUGUGAGAUGUGCCAGUCAUGGUGCCUACUUGCAGAACCUGGAGAGGAGCAGCCGCCACUGGAUCCUCUCCUCGGGCAAGGCCCAGGGCCCGGAGGAGCUGGCCCCCAGCGCCAGCACAGAGCUGAAGGAGGUGGGCGCCAUGGGCAGCGAAGGGGAGAUCUGGUACAACCCUAUCCCUGAAGAUGAGGACGUUGUGGGUGUCAGGCAAGGCACCGAGCCCGGCAGCUCCUGGAGGAAGUGGGGCAGUGGCACAGGGAGCCGGGAAUCUGACAGGGACAAGGCCAGGCCCAGCAGGGCAGAGCCAGGUGAUGAAGAGCCCCCCAGGAGCAUCGCCAGGCAAGUGGAGAGCCCCAGCUCACAGAAUGCACCUACCCCAGCUGGGCCAGUGGGUCGAGGCGAGGAGACGGGUGCCGGCAGGACUCAGGCCUAUGGGAAGUUGCCGAUUUCAUGUGUGAGCGCGGCUGUGGGGUUGGCUGGCCCAUCCCCCCCGCUGAGCCCCACCGUCUCCAAGAAGGGGCGCUCCCUGGGCAGAGUGAAGUCCCCGGGAACCGUGCGCCGCCUUUCCCUGAAGAUGAAGAAGCUGCCUGAGCUGAGGAGGAAGCUAAGCCUGCGUAGUGCCCGGCCCCGGGGGCAGGAGCCUGAGGGCAGUGGCAGCACCUCACCCCUGGAUGCCCGCAAGGAGCCAGGGAAUGUCAUCAGCCGCUACCACCUGGACAGCAGCGUGGCAUCCCAGCAGGGCCCGCACCGUGCCAAGGCAGCCAGCAAGGGCGGCUACCUGAGUGAUGGUGACUCCCCUGAGCUGCUGGCCAAAGCGGACAAGCGUGCCUGUCCUGGGCCAGAGGGGCAUGAGCCUGGGGCCAGGCUGGACGUGGAUGCCUUCCAGCCCUACAGCUCCUUGGAACAGCCGCGCUGUGUGCAGCCCAUCUCGGGCCUAGUCAGUGUCCACCUGCACGGUGUGGGGGACCUUAAGCCCCCAAAGGCUGAGUCCAGGGAGGUGUUCUGCGUCCUGCAGGUGGACGCAGCCCCCAAGGCGCGCACGGCCCUGCUGCCAUGGACAGCUGCCUUCCUCAGCCUCAACCACACCUUCAACUUGGAACUGGAGGGGGCCCGACACCUCAAGGUCAUUGUCUUCUCCUGGGACCUGGCUACCUGCCGGAACCGUGUGUGCUGCCAUGGCACCAUUGUCUUGCCCCACAUCUUCAGAGGGUGCAGGGCCCAGCAGCUGGCAGUGCGGCUGGAGCCGCGCGGGCUGCUCUACUGCAAGCUGAUGUUGGUGGAGCAGUGGGACAUGCCCAGCAGCCCCAGUGACCGGGAGCCCCGGGUCUUUGGCGUGGAGCUGCGUCACUUGGUGGAAAGAGAGAACACUGCCACCAAGGUGCCGCUGCUGAUCCAGAAAUGCGUUUCCCAGAUCGAGAAGCGGGGACUGAAGAUUGUAGGGCUUUACCGGCUGUGUGGCUCGGCGGCUGUGAAGAAGGAGCUGCGUGAUGCCUUCGAGAGGGACAGUGCUGCUGUGACGCUCUCUGAACAGCUGUACCCAGACAUCAACGUCAUCACAGGGAUCCUGAAGGACUAUCUGCGGGAGCUGCCCACGCCCCUCAUCACCAAGACCCUUUACCAGGUGGUGUUGGAGGCCAUGGCCCAGCGACAGCCCCAAGACAUGCUUAGCAGGCAGAAUGCGAAGGAGACGGUCGCUCUGCUGGACUGCCUGCCGGAGAUCGAGAAGGCUACGCUGACGGUGCUGCUGGACCAUCUCAGCUUGGUGGCCUCCUUCCACGACUUUAACCGCAUGAACUCCCAGAACAUUGCCGUGUGCUUCGGGCCAGUGUUGCUCAACCAGAAUCAGGAGCCAUGGCGCCAGAGGGCCCGCAGCUACGCCCACUGUGAGGAGAUCUCCAGUGCUGUCGACUUCAAGAGGCACAUUGAGGUGCUGCACUACCUGCUGCAGGCCUGGCCUGCCCCCUACAGGAAAGGGCGUGGUGUGGAGGGCCGGGAAAGGGCUCAGUCCAGCUGCCUGCGGCAGAGGCGCCGUCCUGCCCUGCGGCUGGAUCUGCUGGGGAGUGAGGUGGUGGCUCGUCACCGGCCCCGAGGCCUGGAGAGCCCCCCCACCAACCGCUAUGCUGGGGAGUGGAGUGUGUGCAGCCAGGAGUAUGGGCUGGUGGCCGGGCCGGGGCACGAGGUCAACUACACCGAGGUGGCCGGCAGCGACAGCGAGAACGAGGUGCUGGACCUGCGGGAAGGGCUGGGCGGCCCCAGCCAGACGGUCUUUGUGGGGGACUUUGCCUUGGUCGACGACCCUGAGGCGCCCUUCAGCCCCCGCCUCAACCUGAAGGACUUUGAUGCCCUCAUCCUGGACCUGGAGCGAGAGCUCUCCAAGCAGAUCAAUGUGUGCCUGUGAGUGGCCUGGCUGCUCCACCACAGUGCCUGGCUCUCCCUGCCCCUACGCUCCCUGGGACCGUCCACAUCCCCUGCCGGGCUCCAGUGUCACCAAAACAUGAGCCAGCAGGGGAGGUGCCAGGCACCAGAUGGUGGGGCUUCAGCUAAAGAAUUUUAGGCUCCAUGCUCAGGAGCCUGGCCCAGCCCUGUAGCAGGCGAUGACUCAGGCCGUCAGCCUUAAUCCAGCAACCUGCCCAGGAGCAGGGACCCUGAGCAGCAGGUACAGCGUACGGGAGGUGUUCUCAUGCUCUCUCGUGGGCUCCAGCACACUUUGCCCUCUAGGCUUGAGCUUGGGAGAGACCAACACAGUGCACGCCUGGGUGUGGCCGUCGAGCUUCCAGGGGCACGCGCCCAGGCAUGGCCACCGAGCUCCCAGUAUUAAUAGGAACUCAGAGAUUAAGCCAAAGCCAUUUGGAGUGUGACCAAAUUUGUGUAGCACUUGGCUCUCGCAGCCUUUUGAUUUGCACAGCAUGGAUGGGGGCUUGGAGACACCAGGGCAGUGCUCCACCAGGCCAGUGUGUGGCAGCUCACUGAAGUUGGGGCUCUGGGGCUGGAGUAUGGAUGAGGGGCUGAGCCAGCCAGGGGGCUGCACUCAGGGUCACUCACUGCUGCAGUGUUUGUCACUCUCAGCCUACCGUGGGUGAUGUAGUAGUGCUAUCUGGCUACAGGGCAGCAUCACAGCCCUGUGUGAUGGGCUGGAAGGAGCCUGGCUCUCUGCCCUGGGGCGAUACCAUGUGCAGGGAGUGCACAGGGCAGGGGGAGCGGCUCCCUCCUGAGCCUUCUUUUCUCUGGAUCUCAGAAGCCAAAGAAUCAGCCUGUGAGCCUGAGCCUGUCCCCUGACUGGACUGGAGCAGAAGUUUGUGGGCACUGCUUGUGUGACCCUGGCAGUGGGCUUUCCAGGCUGUAGAAGCUGUGCCAAUAUGGUGCUUCAUGCAGGCUAGUCAGGAAGGCAGCGCCAGGCCCUGGGCAUGGUACAGGGGGUGGGUCAGGAGCACCAUGCUGUGGGACUGGCCUCGCUGUCAGUGUUUUGCUACUAACACUGUGUCCCACUUGGGUGGGGGGGCAGCCUUGGGCCAGGAGAGAGCCAGGGCUAAGGCCUGUUCCUGGCCUCCCUCCAUCCCAGGCGAGGCAUCCCCCCUGCAUAGUGUUAGAAUAUCGACAAGGGUCCCUGACCUCCAUCAUGUGUGCUCUGCUCCGGGGCUGCUUCACACAGAAGCCACAAUCUACUGCACCCUGCCAGGGAGGAAGAGGGGCCGUGCCAGUUAUGGCAGCUCACUCUCAGCUUGCCAUGGCGUUAGUUAGUAUCUUGGUGCCAUGUUUACAUCCUCCCCCAACCUGACAAUACUCCAGGCUCUUUACUCCAGGCUCCCCCAGCCUGGCUGCUGCCUCCAAUCCUGCUUGGCUGCAGCUCUUGGUGGAACAGUGAGGGGAGACUAGGGUGACCAGAUGUCCUGAUGUUAUAGGGACAGUCCUGAUUUUUGGAUCUUUUACUUAUAUAGGCUCCUAUUACUCCCACCCCCUGUCCUGAUUUUUUAUAUUUGCUGUCUGGUCACCCUAGGGGAGAAUGGGCUGCAGCCCUGGGAUCCCAUGGCACGUGGACAGACCAGCAUGAGGCAAGAGAUUGGGGCCUGGAGUUCUUUGUGGCUGCUUCUCAUCGGCAUCUUUGGUCUCAUGGGCAGGCCCCACCCUGCAGCUGGCUGACACUGAGAACCCAGGGCCUGGGGUUGGCAGCCAAGCCCCCAGCUCUUUCCAGCCUGGGCUUUCCUUGCGCCUGCUGUUCAGGCCAGGCCUGGCAGGGAGGCCUCCCAUGCACUCUUGACUGAGCAGCAGCAGCAGGCACACCCCUGGAUGUGAUCUGGAGGCCCCAGCUCACUGGCUGUCACCUCCACCUUCUGCAUUGCAGAGUAGGGGAGGCUAGUGCAGAGGCUGCACCAAGGCCACUGGCUUCCGUGCAGUACAGCCUCCUUGGGCAGUAGCAAACAGAGCUCCAAGCUGGGGCCCUGCUGGGUGGGUGCUCAGGGCUGGUGGGGAGCGGGAGGUGAUUCCCUGGAUGUGCCUUUCCCCAAAUGGAUCCCAUGAAAGGGCAACACGUGGGCAGACUAGCCCCAAACUAAGCUCAAGGCAUCAAUUGCCCUCUUGCACCCAGGCCAGCUCUGGCAUUUCCCAGGGUACUGCUGGGAUACCCGAUGCUGCUGUGCCUUGCAGCGCCUGUGCCUGCAGCGCUGAUUUCAGUGUGCCAGGCGCCCAGGCACAGCUGCCUGAGGGUGCUCACUGCAGGGCCUCAUGGAAAUGCACCCAAUCCCCCUGCACAACCAUCCUCCAGGGAGCCUGGUACUGGAGAGGCCAGCUUUAUUUAGAUUUCUUGCUUGUGUAUGUAUGAUGUAGGUGUGUAUACAUGUUUGGGUGUGUGUGCAGUGCAGUGUAGUGUGUGCGUGUGUGUAUGUUUGGAUGUUUGUGUGUGGAAGGGUGUAGGGGUGUGGUUUGUGUGUACAUUUGAGAAGGUGGGGAUGGACGGUUGUGUGUGGUGUAGGGACAUGUUUGUCUGUGGUGUGUGUGUACAUGUUUGUGAGUGGGAUGUGCGUGUAUGUUUGUGUGUACAUCUUUGGGGGUGAGAUGUAUGUGGUUUGUGUGUGCGCAUGUUCAUGAAGACUGGCUGCUCUGUGUGGAUAUUUAAUGUAUGGAUUUUCACAAUGUUUAUAAAAUACUCAGUUAUAGGGGAAAAAAGCCAUUUUUUUUUGCAGAGGGAAGAGGUAAAACCAUGACAUAUGCUCUUCCCCUCACUCCAGGCUCUAAUGGAAAUUCACCCCAUCCCCUCUCAAAGCACAAGGCCCAGUAGCCCCCGUUCUGAGCUGCUCUGGCAGGGAGGAAAAGAGCCCAGAGUUUGGGGGCGGGGCCUUUCACCCAGUAUUAGCUUAAGGGAACCCACGUGAAUGUGACGGGAGGGCUGCAGUGCCUCCUGCCAUGGAUGAGUCUGGGACUGAAGAAGGGGGUCACAGCGGAAUGCCACCAUGUUAUAGAAGCAGCUAUGCUUGCGGGGGCCCUGUCUGGGGUGGGGGCUGCAGGGUCCAGCCAUUCCCCCCAUUGCCUGGCACCCCCCGCCAUGGGGAAUUGGAGAUGGCUACUUAUUGUGUGUUAAGGAAAUACCCAUGCCAGGGUGGGAGUCAGCAUGGUACCCAUGUAUGCACACCAAGGCAUCCUGCCCACUGCCAACACCAGCAAUAAAGGACACCAGCUACACCUGCCAUUGUGUUUGUGUGUGCGUGCGUGGGGGCCACAUUCACCAAGGGAAGAGGGUGCCUCUGCCAGUG
Molecule: messenger RNA, 7991 nt
Organism: Mauremys mutica (yellowpond turtle)
Lineage: Eukaryota; Metazoa; Chordata; Testudines; Geoemydidae
Gene: SYDE1
Product: synapse defective Rho GTPase homolog 1
Exons: 7
Coding region: 1448-4645 (1065 amino acids)
Biological process (GO): signal transduction
Source: RefSeq, a predicted model, not a curated record